GCUUCACAUCCCCCGCCCACCAGCCAGGUCGAGCCAGGAGAAGGUGUGUCCGCUCCCCGCCCCCAGCCCCAGUCCCUGCAGUAGGCGCGGGAGCGAAACCAUCCCACCCGCCCGCCCGCGAGCUCCAAAGAGAACAGCGGCAGCUCUCGAAAUCGCGGCGACCGGAUGUGGGGCGCGUCACUUCCGGGCGGUGCAGCAGCGGCCGCUCGGAAGAUGGCUGCGCCCUGUGGCUCGGAGCUGCCCACUGGCUCGCCGCUGAAGAUCCCGAAGAUGGAGGUGAUGUCCCCGGCCUCUCCGGGCGGAAUGAGCGAUGGGAACCCGUCUCUGUCCGACCCUUCCACGCCCAGCGGCGCCUCUCCGCUCGGACCCGGCAGCGCGGCCGGCUCGGCGCAGCGACGGCGGGGCUGGGGACUGGGGCUGGGGGCCCGCAGCGCCGCCUCAUCCUCCGUCUCCUUUUCCCCGGCGGCGGCGGCGGGCGCCGCCGCCGCCGCUGCCUGCCGGGGCAUGUCGUACCCGGCCGAGACCAACGCGCUGAUAGCUGUGUGGGGCAACGAGCGGCUGGUGGAGGCGCGGUACCAGCAGCUGGAGGGAGCCGGCACGGUGUUCGGCAGCAAGGCCCCUGGGCCAGCCAUGUACGAGCGCGUGUCCCGGGCCCUGGCCGAGCUGGGCUACGAGCGGACCCCGUCCCAGUGCCGGGAGCGCAUCAAGCAGCUUCCCAAGAGACAGAAUGAGUUAGUAAGGAAUACAGACUAUACCCUUCGCAGGUGUUACAGUCGGGUGAAAGAACAUGGUGUUGGGAAAAGAAAGAGCAGUUACACAUUUGAACAGUUGGAACAGGUGUUUGGUCAGGGAGGAUGGGAUGCUCAGCCCUGCCAGCCUGUACUUAUUAACAGUAGUGGCUUGUACCAGGAGCUGGAGUCAGAUGGCAGCACUAUGGAGGAUUAUUCACAGGAGGACUGGGGAAACCACAGUCAGGAUCUACAUGGCUAUCCAACAGAUCAGGAAUUGGAUGAAAUGCCUGUCACAAAGAGAACAUUAAAAAUAAAACAAGAGUCUUCUGAAGAAGCACAGAAGCGUGACAUUAUGCAAAAUAUUGUGCAGAUUUUGGAAUCAGUACAGUUAAAAUGGGAACUGUUUCAGAGCUGGACAGACUUUUCCAGGCUCCAUCUUUCUAACAAACUGGCCAUUUUUGGCAUUGGCUACAACACUCGUUGGAAAGAGGAUAUCCGUUACCACUAUGCUGAAAUCAGCUCCCAGGUGCCUCUUGGCAAGCGUCUUCGGGAGUACUUCAAUUCAGAGAAACCUGAAGGUCGGAUCAUUAUGACACGAGUACAGAAAAUGAACUGGAAAAAUGUUUAUUAUAAAUUCUUAGAAAUCACAAUUAGUGAAGCCAGAUGCCUAGAGUUGCACAUGGAGAUUGACUGGAUACCCAUUGCCCACUCCAAGCCAACUGGUGGGAACGUUGUUCAAUAUUUAUUACCAGGGGGUAUUCCCAAAAGCCCAGGCCUUUAUGCUAUUGGCUAUGAAGAAUGUAUUGAAAGGGCACUUUCACCACACUUGGAACGCCGUACCCAGGACAUAGGAAAGGAAGCCCGAGGAGACACAGAGACUCUUUCAUCACAGGCCUCUUUACAGGUGGACAUGGAGUCCACCCGCAUUAUCUAUUGCUACCUUGGGAUUGCUGAGGUUCGGACUCUGCAGCAAUGUUUGUUUUUACAUUUCCAAGCAAACACCAAAACCUUCAGUAAAGAUUGGGUUGGUAUCAAUGGUUUUUUGUCUCAGAACUGCAUUGUGGAACCUGGUGUGUCCCCUAAGUCCAUCUAUAUCAAAUUUGUGGAAGUAGAAAGGGACUUUCUUUCCGCUGGCUCUUUAGUGGAGUGCCUGGAAAAAGCCAUUGGAUACCCCUUAAAAUUUAACAACUGAUUUCCAUCCUUCAUAAGGAUUUGGGUUUUUGUCUCCCUUUCCUCCCCUUAUUUGCCUCUCCCAUAUACCCACUGCCAUCGGACUCUUCAUGGAAAUUGUCUUUCCACAGUUGGGCCAGUACAACUUUAAAGGAAUCAAAGUGAACUUCAAGAAAGAAGCAACAAAACCACUCCUGAAAAAUGCUUAUUCUGAGCAAACGAGACACAAUGGACUUGCAGGGUGGGUCAGCUGGUUUUGUUUUUGUUUUUGUUUUUUUGUUUGUUUUUUUAAAACAAAAAUUUUUAAAAUAUGGAUUUUAGAGCCCUGAUAUAAACAACUGUAGGUACAUUCCACAUUGGACUGAACUUAUACUUUUGAGUUUCAUAUGAAAUUGAAAAACUGUAUUUUUUUCACAAUGUUUCAUUUUUACACAUCUCUCUAUGUCUCUAUAUAAGUGUUAUUUACAGCCCUGAAUAAAUAAGCAAUAGAUAAUGGCAAGUUAAAUCUUGAGUCAUGUUAAAUGAGACUUUUUCAAUAUCAUUCUUAGCUACUAUUACAUAUAAUUUAGAAUUCAUUUUUAACCUGUUUUACUUGUUUUACUAUUUACAGCCAGUGUUGCCUGGAAAAACCAAACGAAACAAUUUAUUUUGUGAUGUAUUCACUUAACUAGUUGUGUUGCUAUAUCAAUUCUAUUUUUUAUUUUUUACAUUAAAGUAAUUUGUGGUCUUUUGAAAUAAUAGUUGGAAUUUUUGUAGCAUAACGAUCCUUUAAAGCAGCUGAACUUCGAAGCUCCUAUAUUUGCUGCUUAGAGCACA
This is a messenger RNA of Sarcophilus harrisii (Tasmanian devil), 2717 nucleotides long. It is a transcript of the gene MSANTD2, whose product is annotated as Myb/SANT DNA binding domain containing 2. Lineage: Eukaryota; Metazoa; Chordata; Mammalia; Dasyuromorphia; Dasyuridae. The record is from RefSeq and is a predicted model, not a curated record.